This is a messenger RNA of Pseudovirgaria hyperparasitica, 2022 nucleotides long. Its product is annotated as FabD/lysophospholipase-like protein. The transcript has 3 exons. The coding region runs from base 276 to 1826 and encodes 516 amino acids. Gene Ontology annotation, biological process: arachidonate metabolic process. Gene Ontology annotation, cellular component: membrane. The record is from RefSeq and is a predicted model, not a curated record. NCBI's taxonomy places the organism in Eukaryota, Fungi, Ascomycota, Dothideomycetes, Acrospermales, Acrospermaceae.
UAAGUGUGCGAUGUGCGCUCUUUCCUCUAUCAAUCUCAGACUGACCGUUUUGAGUCUGCUGCGUAGUUAAAGGUGUGCAGCGUGCUCUCUCUCACCGAUUUGCGACUUCCACAGCCGGCAUACGUCAACUAUUCAGAGGAGAGGCCUCUCCUGUACCUAAUACACUCCAAGGCUGUCCUGCGGCCUACAAAACUCGCUGCGGCCCUCAUCAUUCAUCCGAAUCCUUACCUCGAAACACACCUUUUACUACUGCGCGUCAUUCAUAGCUCCUCCACAUGUCGCUUCAAGCUUCACUCUCCCAGGGACUAUCCCCGAACCUCUCCUCGAGUCGUCCACUAAGCGUCAUUACAAACAACUCCGAGAACGAGGACGUCACUUCAGGUCGUGCUUGGUCGCGCAGAGUCGUUGAUGCGUGGGACCCCUUGAUACUCACCCUUGAUGGCGGAGGUAUCCGUGGUUAUUCGACUCUCCUCAUACUCCUCCAGCUCAUGCGCGAGAUAUCAACAUGGGAACGCAAACUAGAAAGAGAAGAGGGUCCAAUUCCUGGCGCGACUUCGCGGUCCUACGCGGUAAACGAGCUUCUACCGUGCCACUACUUCGAUUACAUGUAUGGAACGAGUACAGGUGGCCUCAUCGCCACUAUGCUAGGAAGACUGCGAAUGAGCGUCCCGCAAUGCCUGAAGAUUUACCGAGAGGUUGGAAACGAUCUGUUUGGCCACAGAAGGACUCGCGUGCCGCUAGCCACGAAGUACUUCCACCGGCCGCUAGAGACUGCUGUACAGCGAAUAGUCAAAACGUACUGCAAGACACAUCCGCGAGGGCAAUGUGAUGGCCAGGAUUGGCAUCCUUGGAAUCUCGAGACAAAAGGUCGCAAUCCAGACGACCCCUGGGUACCUGAUAUUUCUGAAGAGCGCAUCUGUCAAAGUAUAUGCUUGACCGCAACGCACUCUGGCAAGAUCGACGAGGCCUACCUUCUUCGCUCCUACAACCACCGAUACAACACCCGAGUCCAGUUUGCCGACUGGCUCAUUAAAUACAACGAGGGCGCUGACCCACUGCGAAUCUGGCAAGUUACUCGUGCCACUUCAGCCGCGCCGUUCUAUUUCAAAGCUCUCGAGGCAGACAUCAGAGGGGAGGUCAAGAGCUUCAAGGAUGGCGGAAUCCGUGAAAAUAAUCCCGCGUCCGCAGCGUGGUCUGAGUUCCUCAGCAUGUAUGGCGAGGAUCAAGAACCAAGCCUGCUUCUUUCGGUCGGCACUGGAAAGCCAAACGAGGCGCAUGAUGGGUUUGCCAGUGCAUGGCCUGGACCUUUGGGCCAAUUGAAGGUCAUGAAGACUGCGUCCGAGAAAUUUGCUGUCGUCAAGAACCUCAUGGUCAAGUACACGGAAGGUGAACAAACGCACCGCACUAUGCUUAGCACUGCCAGAGGACAGCAUAAGUGGUACAAGAGACUCAACGUCUCAAGCGGUCUGGAAACGAUGAAGCUCGACAACUGGGAGAAAGGGCCUUGGAUCGAUCCAGAGACGAACAUGGAGAUCAUUGUUCCCGGUGGCGCGAGUCUGCGGAGAAUGGAAGAGGUGACUGAAAAGUACCUGAACCGAGAUUUCGACCACGACCAUGACACGUACGCGCCUCCGCGGACAAUGCUGAUACAAACAGCAGAAAAGCUCGUGCGACAUCGACGAGAGCGAGAGCGUACGAAAGAUCAGGACUUGAGGAGAUGGCAGACAUUCAUGGGCCAGUGGUUGACGGGUGAGCUGGGCCCGGAAGACACCGUUCUGCCACCACUCCCAGACGCCCAGCCACCACGUCGGCGAAGAAGAAGCUGAAAGCAUGGUUCGGUACGCUUACACGGCGAUCCAUCAGUCUAACCAGGAACGUCAACAACAUCGCAUCUUGUCACUCGCAAGCCGUCCUUUGUUCAAGUGACCCACCGUAAAACACUGCUCUUUGCUUCAAUCGCAUCUUCGCAUCUCAUUGUAUCGCCACCAAAACCACCCAAAUGAUACCCGGCGUCUCGCACUU